Messenger RNA from Desarmillaria tabescens, 369 nucleotides. RefSeq lists its product as uncharacterized. The record is from RefSeq and is a predicted model, not a curated record. Lineage: Eukaryota; Fungi; Basidiomycota; Agaricomycetes; Agaricales; Physalacriaceae. The transcript has 2 exons. The coding region runs from base 1 to 369 and encodes 122 amino acids.
AUGACAUCUCUCUCUAAUGCUUCAUGGCAGCUUUUCUCUCUGAUUCUGAUCGCGUGCGCCACCAUCUCGGCAGCUCCAACACCCAAGGGAGGAGGCGGCAGCGCUAGCCACAGUAGUGGCGGUGGUAGUCGCGGCAGUAGUGGCAGCACCUCUCAUGCAAGCUCUUCGGGAACGCCGACUUACGUUUAUAAUAUCGGCGGUAGGAAGCACUGUUAUUCAGAUGAAGCGCACAAGAACGAAAUUUCCUGUCCGAAAUCGAAGUUAUCCCAGGGAGCUAUCUUUGGCAUCGUCAUCGGCUCCAUGGUUGGUGUUAAGAAUCAGGGUAUUUUGGCUAAUACACGAGUUACUGAAUACUCGAGUAAAACCUAA